Molecule: messenger RNA, 1173 nt
Organism: Cotesia congregata
Lineage: Eukaryota; Metazoa; Arthropoda; Insecta; Hymenoptera; Braconidae
Source: the annotation of a GenBank genome assembly
AUGAGCAAAUCAAGUGAAAGUAACGUUACAAUUCAAGUAUCUAAUAUUUUGAAGCCAACGUUGCAAGACAAUGAUUUUCUUCAAAGCUUCGUAAGAAUUGGAUUAGAUGAAGGUUUAGGAGAUACGAAAAAAAAAUUAGAUGUUACCGAGCAAACAAGAAAAGAAAGUAAAGAGUACAUAAGCGAUAAUCGAGCUAGCUCAUCAGAAUUACAAGAUUCAGUUGUUAGCAAAAAAAAAAGUGAAGAAAAUAAAAAAGAUAUGAAACCAAGUCGACGGUUCAAUAAAGGUUCUGUUGAGUAUGAAAUUAAUGAGCAAAAGACUAAUAAAGUGCGCCGACGAAAAACAAGUAUUUCACGUAGACAAGAGGAAGUAUAUACUGAUAAAGAUCGUGCUGCCGCAGUCAAUAUGGGUACUCGUGAUAUUAUUCAAUCAUUAAAAAUAAAGCGCCGACAAGAUCGAAGCAAGAUGAUGCAAAUACCAGAAGAAGCUGAACCAAGUGCUAUGCUAGCGCUUGGUACACGUGAAAUGCGGUCGGGGAAUCUCAGCAUUGCCAUUAGCUGUAUCAAUAAGGCACUCGAAUUAAGUCCAAGCGAUAAAAACGCAUUAUUAGCUCGGAGUAAAUGUUACUUAUUGCUUGGAGAACCACAAAAGGCACUUCAUGAUGCGGAAGCAGCUCUCAAUGAAAAAAUGAACGAUUCCAAUAAUGCCCGAGCAAUUUUUUAUAAAGCUGAAUCAUUAUAUCACCUUGGAGACUUUGAGCUGAGUCUUGUUUUUUAUUAUCGAGGCAUGAGAAUUAGACCUGAGUUUGAUCAGUUUCGAUUAGGUGUACAAAAGGCUAAAGAAGCUAUUCAAAACAUUCUGGAUCAUUGUGCACCAAUCAAAAUCGAUUCUCAAAUGGAAAGAAGAGGAUUUAAAAAACCCAAAUUUCACAAUCUAUUCACUAAAACAUCAGAAAUGGACGAAAAAAUUAAACAAGCAAACGGAGAAAAAACAAUUCAGCAUCAAAAUAAUUCUUCAACAGAGCUUUUUGAAAAAUGCAAAAAUUCUUCGGCCAUUAAACGUGAAAGUAGUAAUCUCCUCGGCCAAUUAAAUGUUGAUAAAAAGUAUCUACAAGAAUUAAUAAAACGACCAGGUAUAAUUACCCGCGUACAAAUUUUUCGGACUUUUCUCUGA